Acanthoscelides obtectus is the source of this 501-nucleotide messenger RNA. The record is from the annotation of a GenBank genome assembly. NCBI's taxonomy places the organism in Eukaryota, Metazoa, Arthropoda, Insecta, Coleoptera, Chrysomelidae.
AUGUCAAUUCAGUUAAUAUUCAAUCAAGUUGUCAGCUGUGCAGGAAGUGAGUUAAAAUUCCCUAUUGCUCCUCCUGAUAAGGUAAGUGGAGAUAUCAUUCUAAAGCGUUUGUCAGUUAUAAGUCUAAUCAGAACUAUACUUGGAAUUAGAGCUUUAAAAUUUUCAGCAAGUGCUUCUGAUCUUUUCGAUUGUGUCAGAUUUUCCCAUCAAAUCGAUUUGUUCUAUGACUACUAUGUCUUUCUCUGGUUUAUGGUGGUUGAUCAGACCGACAGGCUGACAAACGUGCUGAUGACGAUAAUGAGUAGUCACUUCUUCCAGUCCCGCCUUCACUAUGAAGAUGCAGUAUUUGGAAUUCAGAAAAGUCUUGAUAAUAGAUACGUAUAUGGCAAGCAAGGACAAGAACUAAGUCCCAUGGUAAGUCGUAAUCUAAGUCCGGACAGUCUGGUAAGUCAACAUCUUGAAAAAAAUGCCUCCCAGCUAUGGUAUCCGAUACAAUGUUGA